AUGGCAGGUCGAGGAGGCAUGCUCAACGUGUCCGUGGAAGCCAGGACGGCGUCGCAACGGCCAUCAGAUCGUCGACAUGCGCGUCAAAGUACAUCGCGCUCCCAGACGGGUCCAGCCCGCGCACGAGCUCCCAGUCGCCCGAUGGAACUAACAACGACGGGGGCAGGCCACGCUGACAUGGCUGGCCGCAUAACUUUGGCAGUCAAGCAAUUUGAGACUGAGAUACAGACCCUGCUCAAGCGGCUCAAAAAGCAUGUCGAUGCGUCAGCCGACGCAGCUGAGACCAACGAAGCUGUCAUCGAGCUGUUUGAGGAGCUCAUCGAGCUACAGACGCAACGUCGUCCCAGACUGCUUCAUGCUGUGCUCAAGGCUCUACCUUUGCUGAUGGGCGACGGGGCUGUCCGGCUCAUCCGGUCGCUGUGGCGGCACUCAGUCCAUGUGGCCGUCGACUGGUUCCGCCAGCACGCGUCGCGUAUCUUGAGCUUUCAACUUGCCAUUCGCGGCUUGCUGAGCGAAGCCGCCAUCCAUUGGGAAGCUGCUGCGCGCCAGUCCUUGCGUUUGAUGCGACGAUCGCGUGUGGCAGACGUGCCUCGACCCCGCCAGGAUAAAGGUCGCUUGCACCGACACGGCCUUGCUCAUCAUACAUGGCUUGGUGGCCGCGGUGCUUCAGCUCCCAGCAUGCAGGCUGCCCUGUUGGUUUACCAUGAGCUGCUGCUGGCCAUGGCAGACGUCGCGCGCUAUCGGGCAGUCCUGACGCUGCCCGUCGACGCUGAGGCCCCUUCCGUUGAGACUUUGCAGCAACACGCAGAAGUUCUGUACUCGCUCGCAGCACGCGUUCACCCCAACGCCGGUCGCUCUUUCGUGGCCUUGGCUGGUUUGCACGCACGGCGCGGUCGUCACCUGGACGUGCUCUUCAACUACAUGCGCUCUCUGUGCAUCAAACAACCCGUCGAAUCAUCGCGAGAUGCUCUGGUGUCAAUGUUGGCCUCGUUAAGUGAGCGCGCGCAGGACUCGCUUGCUACCACGCAUGCGCGAGCCACGGCUGGCAAGACCUCGACUUCCGCGUCUGAAUCUUCGACCAACAUCUCCAACCGCAAGCCAGUGUGGCUGCGGCCUCGCGUGGAGCUGCAGCAAGCUCUUGCCAACUGCGAGACUCAGCCCGAGCUCGUGGAGGCCUUUGAUGAGCGGGGGUCGUCCAACUCGGAUCUGCAUCGUCUUACCCAACAACUGGCCGAGUUGUCAGUUGCAGAGGUUGUUAAGAUAACCAUGCACGGUAUUUUUGCUCUGGUGGCCAUGCUGUAUAAACAAAUGAGGGCCGAGGAGCUAGCGACAACCAUGCAAAUUGUCGAUGCAGGCCUGCGACAUGUUGUGGGGCAGCAUCAAGGACUUCGACCCUUGGGUCGCAACUUUGCUCUCAAGUUUGCGUUGCUAACGCCAUGGCUGCACACAGUCCCCCUGAAUCAGGGUCUCGAGCCCGUAUCGGAGGUGAUGGCGGCUGUACAUUUGUUGAGUCACACCGAUAUCAUUUUAUCUACCGAGAGCGGCGGUGACGGACAGGCCUUUAUUGCAGCUGUGACUGAUCUAGGCAACUUGGCCGUGGUGCUUCUGGAAUUUGCCUUGCCUCGAUGGGCAACCAUGCUAACACGUUGGUGGAGUGAAGGCGAUGCUCCCGCAUCCUCAACUGCGGAAGGCAUGAGUACGGCAACGUCAGCGACAACGACGGCCGCAACCAAAGCUACAGAUCAAGCCGAAGACGCUCAUCAAGCCCAAGCAGUUGACGUUCAUGAGGCAAGCGGUGAAGAGGUUGAAGUUGAUGAAGAGGAAAGCCCGGCUUCAUUGCGCGCGGCUUUGCUGCGCAUGACUGUGCGAAACACAGGGUCAUCUGACAGCGGGGAUGAUGGCGCGAGUGGCUCUGAUGAGGAGGAUAGCGACGAAGACGACGAAGACGACGAGGAAGAAGAGGCAGACCAGGCAGGCAUGCAUUCUGACUUUGGGAACGAAGACAGUGGAUCUGAUGUUACGAUUCAAGACCUCGAAGACCUGGAGAGAGCAGAUGACACCGACUGCUCAAGGCAGCCUCAGUUGCAUUUGGUGGCACAACUGACACGGCUGGCCGAGACGCUGGACGUGGUGGCUACCCUGGGUCAGGCCAUGACUGUCCUGGACACGUGGUCAGCCAUGGCUGGAGAAGCAAAGUGUCAUCUUCCAGAGCGCUUUUAUAUUCGAGGAUUACGACCCUUUCGUUCACUGAGUCGGGAAUGGGAACACGAGUGGUAUCGCAUUGACCUGGGAGCAACUGCUACCAAGGAUUGGCCGUCCCCGAUUGCUCGGUCCUCUUUGGUUGUGGUGCGUCUUUUUCUUUUGGUGCAACGAAUGGCGCAGUUGAGCCUGGAGCGUCCUGACGUAUUGGAUAUCCAUGAGGGCCGCUUUGAGUGCCGCAUCCAGACCCCUCGAUCUCACGCCACCAAUGAAGCCGCUGCUGCAGCCGUCGGGGAUGAGGCGCUGUGCACCAGCGAUCAUGCACGUGGCUCAAAUGAACAAGAUGCUCAAACAUCUUCCGACCAGCCGAGUGGUGGGGACGAGGACGAGCAGCCUGAGUUGUCACAACUGGCCUCCUCACUACAAGGUGAACUGGAUCGUCUAUUGCAGGAGCAAACAGAACAGCACAACGCCUUUGACGAUGCCUUGGCACAAGCACGGCGCACUGCGGAUCUGCAAUGGGUUGUGCAGCCCGAUUUGCUCGUGUUGGACACCAACGUGCUCUUGGAAGACAAGGCCUUUGCCAUUUGGGAGUCAGUACUGGCCCUGCGCCUUUUUACCUUGGCCAUCCCCAUUACAGGUAACGACGCUUUCAGUCGUCUCCGCCUGCUUUUGUGCGCGCGCGCUUUUGGGCCUGUCAAACGUUUCACCAUGUUGGCUUUUUCAUUUGUAUGGUUUGACCCAGUGUUGAGUGAGCUCGAGGGCAUGGCGCAAGAUUCUUCUGGCGAAUUUCAACGGCGUACCGCGGCGGCACAGGCCGCAUUGUCGUGGAUUCAAGCUCAGCCCGCAGCUGGCCAUCCGGUUCAAGCGCUCACUGCCUCGGGUCAGCUCUUUGCCACUUUAACAAACUUACACGAGGCUGGAGCCCGCCGCGAGGCGGACAACAAUGAUGCCGUGAUUUUGCAGGGUGCGCGGCGCCACCAGGAUCAGGAGCGCCCAGAUGAGGUUGUGAACGUAGCCCAGCGCAAAUAUCUCCUCAAACGCGUGGCCAUUGUGACGGGUGAUCGAAAUUUGCAGCUCCGUAGCCGAGCAGCUGGCGUUGCCGCCCUAGACCUUGGCACCCUUCAAGCUCAACUCCUCGCGCCCUAA
Messenger RNA from Monosiga brevicollis MX1, 3348 nucleotides. RefSeq lists its product as uncharacterized. Gene Ontology annotation, cellular component: telomerase holoenzyme complex. Gene Ontology annotation, molecular function: telomeric repeat DNA binding; telomerase RNA binding; protein binding. Bases 1 to 3348 code for a protein of 1115 amino acids. Gene Ontology annotation, biological process: nuclear-transcribed mRNA catabolic process, nonsense-mediated decay. The transcript is spliced from 7 exons. NCBI's taxonomy places the organism in Eukaryota, Choanoflagellata, Craspedida, Salpingoecidae. The record is from RefSeq and is a predicted model, not a curated record.